This is a messenger RNA of Daldinia caldariorum, 2286 nucleotides long. Its product is annotated as RTC4-like domain-containing protein. The record is from RefSeq and is a predicted model, not a curated record. The transcript is spliced from 4 exons. NCBI's taxonomy places the organism in Eukaryota, Fungi, Ascomycota, Sordariomycetes, Xylariales, Hypoxylaceae. The coding region runs from base 345 to 1937 and encodes 530 amino acids.
CUAAAGUCUAAACGCGUCGUUCUUGCUCUAAGCUUAUGUACUUCAAGGUACCUAACCGUCGUCAAAAUUGCUACGGAUACCGGACUUCGUGCAUUUCCAGCAAAUGUUAAACGUUAAUCAAUUGCCCAUCAAUUGGACCGCCUAAAGAUGCAUAACAACACAGAACAGAAUAAAAACCCGUGAUUGAUUACCAAGCAAUUCCUUCGGUGCCCAGUGCAUGAGGCACAUGAAUCACUUUUUUUUUGUCUGUGGCUGUCCUUUUCUCAGCUUCUCAGCGUCUCAGCCUCUCAGCCCUAAGGACUUUCAACUUAAGCCUACUUACAAUUAUUUGCUUCAAAACUCGUAUGAGCAACAUACCGGCCUCAAGAAUGAAUGGGCUCAGAAAUAUUCGAGAACCCGAAUCCAUUACGGCACCGCCCCUGAGCAGUGAUGAGGAAGCAGAUUACCAGCAUGACUCUGAUUCUGAUGAGAACGACAGCCGCUGUAAAGAUAUAAGACCAACAACUUUUACCACUAGUCUGUCAUCUCUUCAGGAGAGCCAUUUACGCGGACAUACCAAGGAGAAGUCGAAAGUAUCAUCCCAAUCAAAAGACUUCCCAAGUGGCUCACAAAAGGAAACGCCAUCUAGCUCGGCUGGUUCGAAGAGAUCAGCUCAAGACGUUGCUUCAGAAGAUAUUAGUCAUUUAUUGAACAGGUAUGGCUUUCCGAAAAGGAACACGUCAACCAACUCCAAGCCUGCUAUAACCUAUGGUACAUCAAACAGUUCGAAGCCUAAAUCCUCGGUAAAGCGCAAGAUACAAGGUCACCCAGGCAAAAAACCCAAACAGGAUGAGGCCAGCCCAAACCCUGAGGACACUAGCCCUCUUCCAAGAAAGCGGUUUAAAAAACCCGAGACCAUCAGCCCGGAGAAAACAAAGCCCUCUAACAGUUUCAUCAUGCCACAACCCUUGCCAGGUUCUAGUCCAAUUCAAGACUCCAAGAAAUCCAAUUUCAAGCAUCGGUGUGUAUCAUCAGACGAAUCACCGCCGAAAAGCAAAUUUAAGAUCCAUAAUUUAGACGAAGAAUCGGACGAAAUCGCAGAAGCACAGUCAGGUUUGCCGCCUAGUAGGUCAAAGAAGUUACACGGAUCUAAAUUUAAAAAACGAAAGUCUCCUCGGGAAUCUGUGGUAGAUGAAUACUCCCAGAGACCAGCUUUUAAACUACAUUCUUUAGACGACCUGGACGAUUUGGACGGCAGCGACGAUAAGGUCCUUACUGUGCUUGAGAGUAAGAGCUCCGAUGACGAAGCAGAUGAUGUCAAUAUGCAAAGUCCAGUUAUCACGCCAAGAUGUCCUAUGUGUCACGAAGUGGUCGACGCUGAGCUCCUGGCGAAGCAUUCAGACCAUGGCAGAAUGAACAUAAAGAAGCAAACAGCAUUCUGCCGUUUGCACAAGCGGCGGACAGCGUUGGACUCUAGGUCUAGGAAAGGAUAUCCUACUAUUAAUUGGAUGACGCUUGAGAAACGAUUAGAUACGCACCAAGAGUUGUUGAAAGGAAUCUUAGAAGGCACUAGACGAUCAUAUUAUCGUGGAGUGUUGCAAGAAAACGUCGAAGCAGGAAAGAAUCGGACAUUACUAAAGACCGACGCCAGCUUCACACCAGGCUAUUACGGACCGCGUGGACUCCGCGCUAUGACGGAAUAUAUCAUACGGAAUCUGUCAUCCGUUGUUCGAAAGCGCGCGGUUGAAGAUAGACUCGUCUCCGCUAGAGGUUAUACCGGAUAUGUUCAAGCAGUACUAGUACCCGAGUUAGCGGUUCGUCUGAUUAUGGAAGACAUGAGCGUCUCAGAAGAAGAUGCGCGGAGUAUCAUGCUGGAGAGUAUCGAAGUCGGAGAGCUCCUAUAUGAAGACUCUGGGGAUGUUGUUGUUGGCAUCAGCGACGAAGAGGAAAUCUCAUAGUAGGAUGUCAAAAGUAAUUGGAGAACCUACGUUCAAGAUAGACAAGCAUAUCGGUUCAUCUGAAUGAAUACGUGUAAGGCUGUCACUCUAUAGCCUGAUAUUCUAGCAACCAUAAGCUCCGAUUGGGCUUAUGACAUUAUCCAUACUAGUUCUCAUAACACUACAUACCUUACACAAUGACAUAGAUCGUGCAUCAAAUACCGAAGAUAUCGAAGCUAAUAGAGGGGUUUGGACAGAUAUAGUAAUGCUGCAUGCAUCAACGAUGCAUGUGCGAGCGCGGGAACUUGCGGCAGCAGUAUAAGAACAUGCAGGCUGUCGGUCCGGCUUAGUAUAGUACAUACUAUGUAUG